This is a messenger RNA of Tauraco erythrolophus (red-crested turaco), 680 nucleotides long. The record is from RefSeq and is a predicted model, not a curated record. NCBI's taxonomy places the organism in Eukaryota, Metazoa, Chordata, Aves, Musophagiformes, Musophagidae.
GGGUGAGACACUGGCUGUCUUGCCUGCAUGUUAUCUGUGGACCCUGCUGAUGGUACGUCCUACGUACUGUAUUUUGUCUGGUAGAGUUGCUCUUUCGCUUAAAUCAGCUGGUCAUGUUCCUGUUUUGUGCUUGGCUUCAUUUAUAGUGCUAAUUGGCAAAUAUCUCAUUACUCUCAUGCUUAUGCUACUUUAUAGUUACUGUAGUCAUGGUCCCUCUGUUUCCUGUUGUUGAUUAAUAUCAUAUUGUGUGAAAUGUGGGUUAUGAGAUACACCUUCAUAGAAAACUUUGUACAGCUUACUAAUUUACAAAAAAUGUGGUAGUAAUGAUGCUUGCUUUUAUUUCCACACAGUACGUGCUGGUUCUCUGCAAUUCUAUUGGCACUCCCUUGGACCCAAAAUAUAUCGAUAUUGGGCCGCUGUUUGUCACAAUGACCAAAACGCAUGUGAUAGCAGCUUCAAAAGAAGCGUUUUACAUCUGGCAGUAUCGUGUGGCCAAGAAGCUCACAGCAAUGGAAAUUAAUCAGGUAGCACGGACAAGAAAAGAAGGCAGGGAAAGGAUUUAUCAUAUUGAUGACACCCCUUCAGGAUCUGCAGAUGGACACCUUGAUUACAGCAGAGCUUUUGAAGGAACAAGAGAUCCAAUUUGUGCAAUUACAGCAUCUGAUAAGAUACUACUUGUG